Messenger RNA from Orbicella faveolata, 3154 nucleotides. Its product is annotated as E3 ubiquitin-protein ligase TRIM45-like. The record is from RefSeq and is a predicted model, not a curated record. NCBI's taxonomy places the organism in Eukaryota, Metazoa, Cnidaria, Anthozoa, Scleractinia, Merulinidae. Gene Ontology annotation, molecular function: zinc ion binding; protein binding.
CACCCAGAAACGUCAAUUCAAAUUAAAGCUUGUUUUCCUCUUUCCACUUACAUAAAUCGAAAACAAAUCCGUUCUUCGGAACCCAUUACAUCACAUACUACCGCUUAGCCAAUCAGAAGGCCAGACACUGCAUGAAUUCAACCUGCUAGGUCCUUUGACGACUCUACUGGCUUCUUGACAAACGAAAUAUUGGAGAGAGGGGCCUGUUUUGUAAGCUGCGUACUGCUUUUUGAUGUAAUACUCGAAGGAAAUCCCCGCAAUGGGAUCCGUGCCGGUGAAUAAAAUCACUGAUCAUUACGAACUAACCUGUGGGAUCUGCAAUGAGACUUACAAGAACCCCAAGGUUUUACCAUGUCUUCAUUCCUUUUGUCAAAACUGUCUGGAUUCUAACAUACGACCUCAAGACCGAACUCUAGUUUGCUCAAGAUGUCAUCUGGUUGUGCCAGUUCCCGCCAAAGGUAUCGAGGCGUUUCCGCUCAACUUCUUCAUCAACAACAUGCUGACAGUUUUAGCAGUUCAGAACCCAACAAAAUGCACUAACUGUGAGGAUAGUUCCCAGGCCACUGCGCGCUGUUUGGACUGUGUGGAGAACCUCUGUACAAACUGUGUGUUUGCUCACAAGAGAAUUCGCCAGACCAAGGACCACAGGAUCUUGACGUUUGAAGAAAUUCAGGCCAACGAAGUCAAGGACAUCAUUCGUUGCCCGUCAUUCUGCUCGGUGCAUCCUCGAGAGGUACUCAAGUACUUCUGUGAGACAUGUGAUGAAGCGAUAUGCCGCGACUGCGCUAUCUACGAACACAGGGAACACAUCUACGUGGAUCUGAAAGAAGCUGUUAAGAAAUACCGUUCCUCCAUUACGGCCCUUCAAGACAGAACCAAGCGUAAGAUUCCAGUCUUGCGAGCAGCUGUGGAGGAGGUGCAUGACGUCACGCGAGAUUUAAGAGAGAGGGUGGAGGUCGUGCGUGACACCAUUCAUAACACCAUCCAAAAUCACAUCCAGGAGUUACAGGAGCAGGAACGAGAACUUAUUGACCAGCUGGAAAGCAUAUCUAACUCCAAAGAGAAGGUUUUAACCUCUCAACAGAAAAUACUGGAACUUGAUCUGUCUAACCUGCUGAGUAGCUGCGACUUCACCGAGAAUGUGCUCAGAUACGGAAACGAGGCUGAGAUUAUGCUGGUGAAGCCGCAAAUGGUCAGCAGACUACAGAAUCUGAAUGAGCACGAGUCACAGUGUGAGCCAGAGGACAACGAGGUUGUUGAGUUCUCUUCUAAUGACGAGCAGCUUUCUAAAGUUAUAGCCAAACUUGGUCAAGUGACCACCAGUGACGUAUUUCCUAUGCUGUCAUGCGCAGAGGGACCUGGGUUGAGUCGAGCAAAGGUUGGACACAAAUCAACUUUCACAGUCAUUACCAAAGAUAGAAACGGCGAGCCAUGUACCAGUGGAGGAGACUUGGUGUCAGUCAAACUUCACUGUCCAAACGGUUCACCAAUCACAGCUGACGUAGAAGACAAUGAUGAUGGCACUUACACAGCUUCCUUCACCCCAGUUUCCAAGGGAGAUCACCAGAUCACGGUACAUGUCCGUGGUAAACCUAUUCAAGGAAGUUCUUUUGACUUACAGGUGACUGCAGGUAUAGACUGCGCCAAUAUUGGUCCAAUGAUGUUGAAGUUCACUCCAACCUGCAAAAACACCAAUGACGAGUACUUCGAGCCUUGGGGAGUGACUGCUGACCCUGAUGGACUGUUUGUGGUCUCAGACCAUCACAAUCACCGUCUUCAGGUUUUUGACAAUAGUGGCCACCUUCUGUACCAGUUUGGCACACGGGGUAAAGCCGACGGCGAAAUCUGGUACCCAGCUGGAGUGUGUGUGGACAAAAGUGGCCACAUUUACGUAGCGGAUCAUGGCAAUCAUAGAAUUCAAGUUUUCACUCACGAGGGACAGUUCCUAAGAAAAUUUGGUUCUAAAGGCAACGGUCUAGGACAACUAAAAGGUCCUUGUGGCCUCGCUCUAGACUCGGAAGGUCGGGUCAUAGUCGCCGAGCGCGACAAUCACCGAAUACACAUCUUUGACAACGAUGGCCAAGCGACCAUGCACUUCGGCGUGUAUGGAGAAGCUGAAGGGAAAUUUAACUGCCCUCGCCACGUCGCCAUUGACCAAGAUGACAACAUUUUAGUCUCGGAUUCAGGGAAUUCCCGUGUGCAAGUGUUUGACAAAACAGGGCAGUUUUUGGAAAGGAUUGGAGAAAAAGGCAACAGUAACGGCCAGUUCAAUUGCCCCGCAGGGAUUGCGAUAGAUUCCGAGGGACACAUCGCGGUGGCCGACUUGAAGAACCUAAACGUGCAGAUUUUUGACUGGGAUGGUGUUUUUGUAAAGAAACUUGGUGACGCGGAGACAAAGAAUGCGAGUGGCUUUGGCAAGCCGACAGGCAUUGCUGUCACAGGAAAUGGAAACGUUGUUGUAGCAGACAGAGGACAUCAUUGUGUUCAAGUGUUUUAAUAGGACAGUCAGACAGUAUUGCUUAAAAGUAUUUGAAACCAAGUCUAGGAAUUGCAUGGAAACAGACGAUUACAUGUCCACAAAAUAUGUUUGUAGUUCAGCCUAGAUGUGAUGUCCUACGGUUUUUUAGCAACUGUCCCAAGAUUCUACUGAACGAAGUGCUUUAUUGCAAAGAAAAUGAGUGCUAAUCUUCAACAUCGCAAUAAAAUUAGAAAAACAACUAAGUGUCUGUAAGAGACUUCAGCAAGUAAAAUGUUACUCUUACUUUCAGUUUUCAGCUUCCUUGACUGUUUUUACGUUUUAAUUCAAUAUUAUUUCUCUAUUUUCCUCCGCUAUUUUCUUCAUUCUUUAUCUCUAGAUAUGCAUGUAUCUGAGCGUUGCCAGAGUUACUGACAUAAACGGACUGUAACAUUAAAAACUCUAUUGCUAUAUAUGCCGUAGCUGAAAUGUAACCCAACUGUAAAUAAAGUCAGGUUCCAUGGACUGAAAAUUGUAAAUGGAUGAUAGACCGGCCAUGAUAAAUUAAGUAAGUAAGUAAAACCUUUAUUAAGUGUCUGUGUUUAGCCUAGAUAGACUAAUUGGGGACACUAGUAAAAUAACAACACUAGUUGACAUACGGUACUUAUAAUUAAAGAUACAUGCACUUAUGAAGAUUAA